UGCCCAUGUUCGCAUAAAUGUCCCAUAUGCAUUUUCUGCAAGUUGAGAAAACGAGCGUUAAAGUUUAAAACGUUUUGUCACUUUUUAAGGAAUUAUAGAGCAUUAUACUUGAAGUCUGUUUUUUGGACGGUCGGAGUACACAAAAUAUGAUACUUUUGUGUGGUUUCCCCGAUUAUCCACUUGAAUUUUGCUCUUUCAUUUGUGAAAAAAAGGCGAUGGGACAAGUAUUUAAACAUUUUUCACCCUGUCCUUGAAAAUGUUCAAAUACCUGUCCCAUCCAUCAUAGCAAACCUGUCAUUGACAUUUGUGGAAAAGUUGAAUCGGAACUUGAUAUGGCCGGAUUAAAGUUAAUUGCUGCGUAUGGGGGCUCAUCUGAGGAAGAGGAGGAAGAACCAUCCGGUUCCGGUUUCGGAAUCGUAACGGUCAGCGAAUGUCAUAGUGAUGAACGAACUGGCCGUCCAAGAACCGAGACCAUUACGGACUCGGAUGAUGAUAUCCCACUCUCUUUGGUCCGAGCCAGAAAGAGGACGAAGAAGGAGCAGCGUGCGGAACUUAUAGCGAAACGGCGACGCUUGCAGCACACCGUUAAAAAUAACGACUGUUCCUGCCCGAACAAAUGCGGAGUUAAAAUUUCAAAAGACGACCGAACUGAAGAAAAUCUGAGGUUCUGGAAAUUAACAGAAGCCGAACAGGAUGCCUUCAUCCGGUCUACGGUACGUCUGGUCCCGUUGAUGAGGCGCAACAAGUCGAAGUUUAUGGACGACGAGAGCCCGAAAAAGAACCACUCGUACAAGUUCAGCUUGCAAACGGCGGCCGGAGAUCUUUUGCCGGUAUGCCGAAAGUUCUAUCUGAACACUCUCGGUUAUUCGCAGGAUUGUGGAAACAUAGUUUAUCGACGUAUCAACACCGAGCUGGCUCCGCGGACUCUUAAACGAGGUCGCUAUUCGCGGUCCACGGAUAAAAGGGACGCGGUACGCAACCAUAUACUCACUUACAAACCAACGGUGUCGCAUUACCGACGUAAGCACGCUCCGCAAAGGUUGUACCUGCCCUCUGAUCUGUCCGAAAAAGCCAUGCAUGCGGAUUUCCUGCAGUCUCAGAACCUAACCGUGUCCUAUGAGUUCUACUGCAGGAACGUUCGUGACAUGAACAUCGCGCUUGUAAAGCUUGGGCAUGAGCAGUGCGAGUCAUGCGUACAUGCUGACCUCCAUCAAAAAGAAAUGAAGCACGAAACAAGCACAAACCCGGCCGGUGAGUGUACGAUCUGCGACGACCACCGUAACCAUCUGCUGCAUGCGAAAACGUCGAGAGUUGCCUACAGGGAAGAUGGCGAAAAAAUUAUCCCGAAAAGCGUGGUUUUGUCGGCGGAUUUACAGAAGGUGAUCCAACUGCCUCGACUGGAAGGGCUGAAAUCGGUAGUGUUUUCAUCAAGAUUGCUUGCGUACAAUGAAACUUUUGCGCCCGUUGGUCUGUACGCGCGUAAGCUUCCCACGUUGGCAUGUGUAUGGCACGAAGCUACCAGCGGCCGCUCGGCGAACGAACUAAUAAGCUGCUUUCACCGGGUGCUCAGCCAUUACAGCGACAUGGAGAGUGUGACUAUUUGGCUGGACAACUGUUCGUCGCAGAACAAAAAUUGGAAUCUGUUCCUUCACCUCAUCCUUUUGAUAAAUUCAUCCAAAAUUCAGGUGAAGGAACUUAUUCUAAAGUUUUUUGAGAGCGGUCAUACCUUUAUGUCAGCCGAUAGCUUUCACGCCGCUGUGGAGGGCCGAAUGAAGAAAUCACCGCCGAUAACAUUCCACGAUUUUGAGGAAGUCGUGGCAACGGCGAAGCGGCAGGUUGAUGUGCUGACAAUGGAUGCUAAGCACUUUUUUGCUCCUAAGUUCACCGUGACCCCGUAUAUGCUGAGCAAAUGCCGCCCUCGGCCGUACAUCGAGCAGAUCCGCCGCGUCGUGAUCAAGAAGGGAAAUUUUAUGUUCGUGUACAGUGACACCGUUCAAAGUGAGGGAGAGCUGAAAGCUUGUUCGCUGUUCAGCAAGAAGAACCAAAAACUUGUGAGCGAACACAGUUUCGAUUUGGAAACAGCCCUCUCGAGACAAAAGGAGCCGGUCGGCAUCACUCCGGAGCGAAAAAAAGCCCUGCUUAAGGCAGUACUUCCUUUAGUAGAGCGGGAGAAGCAGAAGUUCUGGAAGAAUGUUUCUGAAAAAUGAUAUUUGGUUAUACUGUUUUUUUUUUGUUAAUUGGUUUGUUAAUGGUUUGUUAAUGGUUUGUUUUUAAAUGGUUACAGCUUGUUACUCUUCGUGAAAUAUAAAAAUAACCUGCUA
This is a messenger RNA of Culex pipiens pallens (northern house mosquito), 2321 nucleotides long. RefSeq lists its product as uncharacterized. The record is from RefSeq and is a predicted model, not a curated record. The transcript is spliced from 4 exons. Bases 333 to 2207 code for a protein of 624 amino acids. Lineage: Eukaryota; Metazoa; Arthropoda; Insecta; Diptera; Culicidae.